CAGGUUGCCAUUGCAUAGCAAUGAAGAAUGUUGUGGUACCUUUAAGUGCCGGUGCUUGUGUACUGUGGAAGGGAUUUUGCUGAGGUGAAGAAUUAGAGGAGGAACAGGGGGAGGGAGGGCUAGCCAUGGGAGACGUGUACUGACGGAGCCGCUGCAUAGGUUAUUGCUUGUGGAAACAUGAUGCACAGCUGACUGGAGGAGACAUCACCAACAAAUUAAAGUAACAUCACUUCCCAGGAGAAAGGUAAGGAAUUUGAAACUAGAACACGAACAAGAGAAAAAUACGAUCUUAUCCGGGGCAAAGCAAACACUGGCUACAGAGCACCACUAGUUGGAAAAGUCAUUUGUUAAAGAAACACCUCCCCUUCACACAAUUCUCAGAUUCCGACUCUGAUCAUUCCUAAAGCGGAUUUGAAACUGUUACAAGUUCAUCUCCAGACGGGAGUUUAAAUUUGAGUUACAAUCAGCAAGUCAGCAUGUCUGAAGAAAAGAAACCCGGAGGAGGCGGCUCCACAUCUAAUGGCAUUAAAAAGCACAGCUCAAUUUUAAAACCCCGAUUUACAGAAGAAUCCCCACUGCAAAAAGUAGUGUUUCUUUCCCAGCAGAUCCACAGCAGCUAUGCCAACUUUUAGGCACAUAAAGAACCAGCUUGCCUUCUCCAAUGUUUUCCAGAAAUGAUUUCAGUAUUUGGAGUAUUUUGAGAAAAUGCAUUGGAAUGGAAUUGUCCAAAAUCACAAUGCCUGUUAUUUGUAAUGAGCCACUAAGCUUUCUACAACGCCUCUCUGAAUACAUGGAGCAUACGUAUCUCAUCCACAAGGCAAACCAGUGCUCAGAUACAGUGGAGCGGAUGCAGUGUGUCGCUGCUUUUGCAGUGUCGGCGGUUGCUUCCCAAUGGGAGCGAACAGGGAAGCCUUUCAAUCCACUGCUUGGUGAAACAUAUGAAUUAGUUCGUGAGGAUCUCGGGUUUAGAUUAAUUUCAGAACAAGUUAGUCAUCACCCUCCCAUCAGUGCAUUCCAUGCUGAGGGGAUAAACAAUGACUUCGUGUUCCAUGGGUCCAUUUACCCUAAACUCAAGUUCUGGGGUAAGAGUUUGGAAGCUGAACCAAAAGGAAUUAUAACUCUGGAGCUUCUCAAACAUAAGGAAUCCUACACAUGGACAAAUCCUACUUGCUGUAUACAUAAUAUAAUAGUGGGCAAACUCUGGAUAGAGCAGUAUGGCAAUAUGGAGAUAACCAAUCACAAAACUGGGGAAAAGUGCAUCUUGAAUUUUAAGCCAUCGAAGCUUUUCGAUAAAGAACUGCACAAAGUAGAAGGAUACAUUCAAGAUAAAAGCAAAAAGAAGCUGUGUGCUUUGUAUGGGAAGUGGACAGAAUGCUUGUAUACCACAGAUCCAGCUACAUUUAAUGCAUUUAAAAAGAAUGACAAGAAGGAAGUAGAAGAAAAGAAGAAUUCUAAACAGGCUGGAAGUACAGAGGAACCUGAUGAAAUGCCAUUGCCUGUUUCAGAAAGUGUACAGGUUAUUCCGGGCAGCACACAGUUGUGGAGAAUAGCACCUAGACCUUCCAAUUCUGCGCAGAUGUACAACUUUACUAACUUUGCACUAGCCUUAAAUGAGUCUGAUAAGGACAUGGAAAGUGUAAUCCCUAAAACAGACUGUAGACUGCGUCCGGAUAUAAGAGCUAUGGAAAAUGGAGAAAUUGACUCAGCCAGUGAGGAAAAGAAAAGAUUAGAAGAGAAGCAAAGAGCUGCUCGGAAGAGUCGUUCCAAAACUGACGAGGAUUGGAAAACCAGAUGGUUCCACCAAGGCCCCAACCCCUACAAUGGUUCACAGGACUGGCUUUACUCUGGAAACUACUGGGACAGGAACUAUUCCAAACUGCCAGAUAUUUAUUAAAACUGCCUCAUAGGACAGACCUGUUUCCAGCUGUAUCCAAUGUAGAUUUGUGUGUUUGACUCUUCCAAAAAAAAAAAAAAAUGCACCUUUAUAGCACUCUAAUUCUAGAACUUCAUUUAAGCAUUCCAACUGGAUUAGUGGACAUUUAUUUGUAAGAAAGAGACAGCCAAGCAAUAUUUCUAGGAUCAGUGUUCAGCAUUAUAGUGAUGGUAGGGGGUUAAGCUUGGAACUUUUGCUGGCAGCUAUUUAUUAAAGACAGUGAAAUUCUGUGAUCCAGAGACAGGGCAUCAUUGUUUGAAAUAUUGGGUGCUCUCCUCGCUGGUUAUACUGAAGGUUUGAUAUAUUUUUGAGAAAUACUAAGCACAAUUAAGCACUGAAUGUGUUAGAUUAAUAUGCAGGAUGUUAUUACCCAUUGUUUUAUCAGGUCAGCCUUGUUUUUAUUCCUUUAAUUAUGGGGUUUACAUUUCUAUUUUAUUUUAUUUAUCAUAUUGACACUUAUUUCUAGGUAUAAAAUCUGCUAUACAUGGUAUGAAACUGUAGAUGUUAUUAAUAUAUAGGACAAAGUUGGCAAAACCUGCUGUCAGGAAGGAACUAAUGUUCUGAAAGAUAUUUACUCCGCUUUGUCACUUUUCAUAUAGUAGCUAAUAACUUAUGUGUAAUAAGAUGACGCUGGAUUGGAAACCAUUGCUUAAAACUAUAUUCUGAGAAUUCAUUUUUAAGGAGCACAGAGAAGCUGUAUAACAACAAUAUAUGUGCAGCGUAUAUUCAGGGAUACAACGCUAACUCCCCGAUUUUCAGCCUGUACCAAAACUUAAUGACAGUGCAGCAGUAUAGACUGCGAGCAUCCGACACUGAAGCCUGCGUCAUCUUUUCACUGACAUACAUCGGGGAUUCCACUUCCUAUAGUGUACACACAUGUAUAUUUUUGUAUCCCUCUUUUCCCUACAGGUUCUAGAAGUAUUUGUCCAUUGGCACAAAGCAAUGUGGAAAAGCAGUAGAAUUCUAAUAAUUGUUUAGCGUAUAAUAAAAUAACCUUAAUUUAUCAAGUGCUGCUAAAUAAAGCAUUUAAAUAGCUCUGAAAA
Molecule: messenger RNA, 2976 nt
Organism: Xenopus laevis (African clawed frog)
Lineage: Eukaryota; Metazoa; Chordata; Amphibia; Anura; Pipidae
Gene: osbpl1a.S
Product: oxysterol-binding protein-related protein 1-like
Exons: 15
Coding region: 662-1894 (410 amino acids)
Source: RefSeq, a predicted model, not a curated record